Molecule: messenger RNA, 10000 nt
Organism: Schistosoma curassoni
Lineage: Eukaryota; Metazoa; Platyhelminthes; Trematoda; Strigeidida; Schistosomatidae
Source: the annotation of a GenBank genome assembly
GAGGUUAGACGCAGGGUAUUAGAGAAUGAUGGUAAAUCAGUUGAUGAGAUGGUUGUGCCGCGUGUUACGUAUGCCUGAACACCGAUUACCACGAUGCGCGAUGCUGAAUAGUGUUGGGGAUGGUUGGAUGGUGGCUAAACCUAAACGUGACAUCAGUUCACAAAGUCACUAACUUCUAGUCUUACCCAUGUUGUUAGAUGCAACCUACUCGUUUGGGGUCCACGUGACUAUCGUAACCAAUGGUUGGAGACUCUUGGUGACAUGGCUCAGAAUCGAUCACAAUGGUGUAGGUCUAUACACUCUUUGUCUUCCCUUAAACUAUGAGAUUAAAAUCGCUUCAUACCUUUCUUUCUACGAACUAAUUCUUUCUUCCUGUACUAUAUCUUCAUAUGCAAUCUUUCUUUUAUAUAUUACACCAUUGAGUUAACUGCUUCUAUGAAUGCGGUGUUCAUCUUGUUGUGCUAAUGCGGUAUGAUAACUUGGACUUAUGCACAUAUGUGCCUAGUCGUACGUUGUAGCUGACUGACUGACUGACCAAAUUGGCAUUGAAAUAAUCAUCUUUCAAAUAGAAAAAAGUUCACCUUAUUGAUAUAUCAACAACUGUAGACAUAAUAAUGAAUUAAAUAGAUGCACAUUAUGCUCAAUUUCUCAAACUCUUAUUCAAGUUUAUUUAGUCAGUUAUUCAUAGACAACUUAGAACUUCACGUGUCAAAUAUAAAUCAUUUUGAGUUAUGAUACUUAACAUCAACAUUUACCAUAAUGUAAGGUAAAUAAAUUGAGAAAUAAUUAGAUAAAUAGGUAAUUCACAAAGUAUUGGCGUAACCAAAUAGUUAAAAAUAUGAAAUGUAGUAUUCAAUCUCGAAUUUAAACAAAAGUAAAGAAUUUAUCCAUUUCGUACUAUUCAGAUAGAUUUUUGAACGUUUCAUCUACAUUUGGCGGUAAAUUAUUUAGAUAGUACGUUACCCUCAGAAUAUUGUACGAGAAUUCGUUGAUAUAACACAGUUAUUAAGUACAGAUUCGUGUACUGGUUAGAUUUAAGCUACACUUUAUGUGUAAGCGUUUAUGUUAUUAUCCGGGAUCUACUCCAAAAUAGUUGAAUUAAGACUUGAAUCUUUAAUUUGGAGGUUAAAAUUCAAACGCCCUAACUAGUAAGUCACUACUCGACUAGAAACCAAUAGUCUACAUCUUUGAUGUAAGUGGCCAGUCAAUAUGGUAAUCAAGCCUUGAUCCUAUAAACUGGUGAAUGAUGUACAUCACAAUUGAGGUGUACUUAUAAUAAGCACAUCUUAAAAGAUGUUGAUUUUUUGUGUAUUCAUGUUUUAAAUGAUAGUCAUUCAUUCUCAAUUGUAUCAUUCAUCAGUUUAUCUAGAAAUUUACUGUUUUUACAUUUAGUCUAGUGAAAUCAUUUUUGUUAUAUUUCUUAGAUAUCCAUAAAUGAAGUGAAAAGUUACUGGUUUAAAAGUAGUAUAAAUAAUACUUUUGGAAACCUAUUCUUAACUGGAUGGCAAACAAGAUACGGUUGUGAAAAUUCAAUGGAAUAUUUAAAAGAUUUUAGUAUGAAACCUAAUCGUAUUGAUAAACUUUAUUCAUGUACAGGUAUAAAUAAUGUGCAAGAGAAUAAUUUAUUAGAAGAUGAAUUGGCUUCACUGAAAAAUGAUCUGUCAGUUGAAUCCUUCUCUCAACUUGUAUUAACUGAAAAUAAAUUUCAAAAUAUCAAUGAAGAUAUCCUUUCUGUUAAUGAUACCGAACAAACAGUUACUAAUAAUCUAUCCAGUUCAACUCGUUUAUCUUCAUCGGCAAUAUCUUUAUUAUCGUGUGAAUCUACAUUGUCAUCAUCUUCCUCAUCGUCAACAUUAUCUUCUGUUCACCAGUUACACUCAUUAUCAUCGUCAAGUUCUUCAUCUAAUAAUGAGAAUAUUAGUAGUGGCAGUAAUAAUAGUCGUAGUAGUCAUAGUAGUAGUAGUAGAAGUUGUAGUGGUAGUAGUAAUAAUAGUGAUUCCAACGAUAUUGAAGAUAGAAAUUUGUCAAAAUUAUUAUAUUCUAACUUUCAUGAACAAUGCUUUAAUUCUUUUCGGAGUGGUGAAACUCAAGGUUCUGUAAUCAUAGAAGCAUUAAACUGUAUUCCAUGGUAUCAAUGUCUGUAUCCACAUAGUGAAUUUCGUACAUUUUUAAAGUACCCUUUAUCAUAUAAAAUGUUAGUUUGUUUAUCACAGAAUCAUUCAACAGUAGAUAGUUACCGUAGUUGUCGUGAUCGUCGUGGUAGCAAUCAUCGUAAACAUUCACGUCAAUAUCGUCGACAUCCACCUGUUUCUGUUCUUCAGUCACAUUCUUAUCAGUAUGAUUACAAUUAUCAAUUAACUGGUGCAGAUAUGUUACAAGAUUUGUUAUUUUCCGAUUCGUUAAUUAUUCGCAUAUCUACAAGAUAUUCUAUGCAUACUUUACUAACAUUUACUGCAACUGAGAACAGAGAUAAUGUCUAUUAUGCAUUGGAACAAAUGUUCAAUUGGUUACCUAAUUAUGUUCCAUCGAAAAUAACACAAUCUGAUGAAUAUUUUAAUUUACUUGUUCAAAUCAUUCCAUUUAUGGAUAAUCAUGAACAAUUUUUACAAAGUGCGCAUCAAUGGCUUAGAGAUGAAAUUGUCUGGCUUCGAUUAAUGAUUACUGGUCGUCAAUUAGGAUCAUGUGAAACACCUAUUUCUUAUCCGUCUGUUGAUAUCACUCCACCGAUUUUCCACUGUGCUACAACUCCAAAAUCCACUGAUCAAUCAUCACUAAACAAAGAACGGAUAAGAUUCACUGCAUGCCUUAGACCAGAUACCAUUGUUCAUCAUUUUCAUAAUAUGUCAACUGAGGACAAAGAUUCCUUAAUUUGUGGACACUUGAGAAUUUGCAAAUCGUUAUAUCAAUGUUUUCUACAUUCUACUAAUUCAUCGUUACAAUUGUUAGCGAGCGAAGACUGUACUGAUCAACUGUUUGACCAAAUGAAACAAAUAUCAGGACAGAUAAACGACUUCCCAAUGAACAUUGUAAAUAGUGGUGAUAGAAACAAUAAUGAUAACGUUAAAUGCAUAAGUACUACAUCGGAAACUCUAAAUACUACUGAUCAACAAUAUAAUAACAAUAUAUCACAUUAUUUAAUAAAUCAAUUAUAUUUAGUUAAAGACUUAAUUGAAUUUUUAUUAUUUCCCGCUUCAAAACAAUAUAACGAAAUACGUAAGUCUACAAUAUGCUCACAAAUCAAUAAUCAGCAUCACAUAGUGAAUUAUGACUAUAACAAUAUAAACGAUAACAUUAUUAAUCAUAAUUCUUAUUCUCCAUUAUCUACAUCACAUUUAUCAUGUUCAAGAAAAUUAAUGAAUUCAACUUUUGAUUUUCUUCUAUCCAUAACUAAAUGUAAUUCAUUAAAUAGUCAAUUAUUAACAACUAUGCUGUAUGAUUUGAUUUUUUCCACAAAUGCAAGACCUAUGAAUUUCAACUGGAAUUAUAAUUUUGGAUUAAAUUCUAAUAAUUCAACAUCAUUAUUAUCAUCAAUAUUUUCUGACCAUAUUGAUAAAAAUAAUUGGACUAAUAAUGAUUAUAGCAAUUAUAAUCGUAAUGAUAAUGAUAUAAGUAUUACACAUCGUUUUGUUGGUUUGAAAAAUGGUGGAGCUACAUGUUAUAUGAAUUCUAUUAUACAACAGUUGUUUACAUUGGAUCCAAUUCGUGAUUGUGUACUUAGUGCAAAUCCAGAAUCUCUACUGUUAGAUUAUAAGUUGUUGAUAGAUAAAGAAGCUUCGAAAGUGAUAAAUACUUCAAUUGCACCUACAACUUUACCAAUCUCCAGUGAUGAUAUCGCUGACAAUAUUUGUCAACAAAGAUUAAAUGAGGAAUUGAAAAAUAACACUGCAACAACAACAACAACUCAUGAUGAUCAAACAUCAAAAGAGUCAGAAUUUCAACCUUUAAGUAAAGAAAACAUUCAUCAUCUAAAUGUGUUAUAUCAUAUGCAAACUAUUUUUGGACAUUUAGCUUAUAGUCGUGUUAAAUAUUAUGCACCAGUAGAAUUUUGGCGUCAUUUUAAAUUUCGUGCAGAAGCUGUACAUGUUGGAGAACAACAUGAUGCAUUGGAAUUCUUUCAAAUACUCGGUAAUGAUUUGGAUGAAGCUUUAGAAUUAUGUAAAUUGCCUAAAAUUGUUGAUGUUGUGUUAGGUGGUAAAUUUGCCGAUCAAAAGAUCUGUUUGGAUUGUCCACAUCGAUAUACAAGUUACGAAUCGUUUACUACACUAAAUGUUGAUAUAUUAGAUCAUAGAAAUCUAAUUGAUUCAUUGGAACAAUAUGUAAAAGGUGAAUUAUUAGAAGGAGAUAAUGCAUAUCAUUGUAGAAUGUGCAAUAAAAAAAUACCAAUAUUAAAACGUAUGUGUAUUCAAAAAUUACCAUUAGUAUUAACUAUUCAAUUGAAACGUUUCGAUUAUGAUUGGGAACGGGGUGUAUCACUUAAAUUUAAUAAUUAUUGUGAAUUUCCACGUCAUUUGGAUAUGCUACCAUAUACUGUGCAAGGUUUAAAAGACUCUACAGAUUCAUCGUCCUGUAUAACUACUGAUGUCAUCAAUAACACCAAUGAUAAUAAUAAUACUGAUGAUAAUAAUCCAUGUACGAAAUAUAAUUUGCGCGGUGUAGUUGUUCAUAGUGGUCAAGCAUCAUCUGGACAUUAUUAUUCAUUUGUUCGACAUUAUCGACCUCGAACAAAAACAUUCAAAUGGUAUAAAUAUGAUGAUCAUAAUGUUAUCCCUGUUCGGUUAGAUAAAGAUGAAGAGGCUGUCGAUCAGUGGUUUGGUGGUGAAUGGAAAGUUCCACCUCAUGAUCUGUCAAAAUUUGCUCAUUUAAGAUCUGGUAAACGUUGGUGGAGUGCAUAUUUAUUAUUCUAUGAACGUGAAGAUUUCCAUGAACAAAUUAAAAACAUAUCAAUACCUAAAUUAGGUUCAAAUCCAAAACAAUCAAGAUUAACUAAACGUGUACAAGACAUUGUAAAUUGGCAGAAUAUUGAACAUUUACAUUAUCGUAUUCAAUUUGAUCCAUUGCUUCCAGAAUUUAUCCAUAAUUUAAUUAAUAAUAAUAUACAAUUGUGUAUGACUAAUUCCAGUGCCUAUCAAAAUUUAGGAUUUAUUACUGUAGAACUAUUACUUCAUUUUAUUUUUCUACGUUAUCAUGUGGUCAUAUCAAAUUGGAAAUCUUGGCUACUUUUAUUCAUCAAAUUGAUUUCAAUUAGUGCGCCAAUAAGAUGUGAAUUAAUUAAAACAAUGUUCCUAGCAUCACCGGAUCAAAUUAGAUUUUUACAAUUCCAUUGUCCUUAUCCUGAAAUGCGAUUUUUCAGUGCCGCUCUAAUGAUUUAUAUCUGUCAUUUAUGUAUGAAUGAUCCAUCUGUACAAUGUGAAGAUAUUCUACAUUCUUUUAUUUCAUUGGUCAAUAGUUCUAACACUAUUACUAAUACUACUGAAAGCAGUGACAAUAAUAAUAGUAAUUGUUGUUCUAGUGUAUGUAAUACAAGGUCUACAUCAACCAACACUACUAAUGCGACCACUUCUCUAAAUAUUGAAGUCACUGCCAAUACCACAAAAACAACUACUGCUGCUACUACUACCGCCAGUGUCUUGUCUUAUUUAUUGAGGUCUACAUUGAAUGAAACAAAAUCACCAGUAUUUGUUGAAAAUUCAACCGUGGAUAACGCACAGAUUACUGCUCGAAUAUUUUCUGCCACAUGUUUUAUUAAUCGUUUUAUAAAUUUACCACAGAAACGUUCUUCCUGUUCUUUACAAAAUGAUUCCAAUGAUAGUGAUGGUAAUAAUAAUAUGUAUAAUCAGAUGAUUAAUCCAGGAGAAUGUUUAAUACAACUGAUAGUACAUCAGUUGCAUUUCUCUCCAAAUACAUUAGCACUAUCAUCAAAUAAAUCUUUCCAGGAACAACAACCAAAUUAUCAUCAACCCUAUUCUACAAUUCGAUCAGGAAAUCCUUCAUCAUCUUCAUUUCCUAUGAAUGCUGCGGUUACAUCGACACUUCAGUCUAUUAUGCCAGUACCAUCAACAUCAUCAUCGACUACGUUAUACCAUUCUGCUAUUAUUAAUAAUAAUCCUUCUACAUCAUUACCAUCAUCAUCAUUAUCAACUAUGUGUCCUUCCUCUGUAAUAUGGGCACAGUAUUUUGCUAUUUUGUUAGAUUAUGCAAAUUAUGGUAACCAAGAAUGUUGUUAUCUGUUAAAACUACAUGUCCCGGAAAUUUUAAUCAAUUAUAUGCUGUCCUAUGAAGUUAUGUUGAAAACUGUUGGAACUUCACCAUCAGGAACAACAACAUCAAUACCGCAUACUCUUUCAUCUUCCCUUCCCGGUUGGAACCAAGAAUCGCGUAAUUACGAUUGUAUACAAACAUCCAUCAAACAUCUAUACAACGAAUUAUCUAUGGAAAUUCAGUCACUCAGCUGUGCAAAUUUGCGGCUUUCGUCGUGUUUAGAUACUUUAGUCUAUGCACUUCUAACUAAUUCAACAGUUUCAACUACAGCAUCGAAUUCAAAUUUUGAUUUUUACAGUCAUUAUAAAUAUGACUAUAAUGAUACAGUUAUCAAUGAACAGAAUAAUUUAACCACAAUUAGUAACCAUGAUUUUAAUACUACUGUGUCUAGUCUUAUCACGUAUUGUGGUUUAAAAAUCUCACUGGAUUUAUUAUCUUAUCUAGUCAGAUCUUGUGAAAUUCCAUCUCAUUACCUCAAUUUCUCAUCACGAUUAUCUUCGUCAUCAUCUUUUUCUACGACAACCUCAUCUGCUAAUUGUUAUUCUUUAGCAAAAACCGAAGAUCAAGUCUCACAUAAAAUAAACAAAACAGAGAAAUGUUGUGAGCCGCAUGGAACUUGCCCAAUCAUUUCAGAAUCAUUAACUGAUACACAAGCUAAGUCAGUAUCUACCAAUCAGCACAAUCCUUAUUGUGUAACAUCUACUCCAUUGGUCACUCUUUCUAAUUCUUUAAUUCAAUUAUUUUUUUCAAACCAAUCAGAACGUAUUGUUAAACGUUUCACAGGGUCACUCCUUAAUCCAAUAACAUUUAAGCCUAUUUCGGAUAUUCUAUUGUUCCUCUCCUAUGAAAAUAUGAAUUUUUCAGAUCUUAUUCUCAGGGAACUAGUUUAUUCCAUUUUGCAUCCAUGUGAUUUAGACAGUAUAUUAAAAUUAUUAGAACGUCUAUUACAGGUGUCAGAUUCAUUAAAAUCUGUACGUAUACGUCUUCUGUUUAGCUAUUCCAAUGAUGUUGAUUUAUUCAAACUACUAAAUUCCAAUUUUAUUUAUGAAACAAAUACUGCUGCAUAUCAAGUAUUUUAUUUAUUCCUUAAUUUACUAUUCACGGAUCCGGAUGUUAUCACUUAUUUAUCCAACGAAAUCUAUUUGGUUAAAGUAUUAAGUCAGCUUACUGCAUCAGCUUUGGAUAGUUUAAAAUUAGACACAUCGGAUAACUGGCUUGAUGAUAAAGAAAAAACAAUAGAAGCAUUGGAACAAGCUGGACGAAUUCUAAUGAAUUUGAUCCCUUCAAUUGUAACGCUUCCAAACGAUAUGAUUGGUGUGAUUGAAAAUGAUAGUGUACAAGAUGAUGACUGUGAUCUUGAUGAUGAUAAUGCUAACAGUGAUGAGAACCAAAUCACCAUUGCCAACAAAAAUAACAACGAAACUCAAUAUGAUAAUCGUUUUUCAAGUUGGGGAAAAAGUGAAGAGAAUGAUGAUGCUGAUGUUGAGGAGGAAGAGGACGACAAUGAUGAUUAUGGUGCUGCUGAUGAUGAUGAAGGAGAAGAAAUAGAUGAGAGAAAUGACCAUUUGAUUACAUCACUAUGUCGUAUCACCUCUUCAUCUCUGUCAACAUCUGAUGAUCCUGAGCUGGAUCAUUUACCUUCAAAUCAUGAAUAUAUGAUUAGUCGUAAUACAACAAGGACUAGUACUAGUACAAUAGUUGAUGCCAGUCUAGAUAUUUUUAAUCAUACAUGUAUCACUGCCGGUCCACCGGCCACUACUACUUAUACUACUAUUACUACUGCGAGUAGUAAUAAUAAUAACAAUAGUAAUGUUAAUAACAGUAGACAAAUAUACGGACAAUUAUUAUCAUGUAGUACAUUGCCUGGGGAAAUAGUAUCUCAAAAACAACAUGAAGAAAGUCACUUUAACAGUUCUAACGAUAACAAUCAUAAAUUGAAUGAUGACAAAGAGUAAUAAUGAAUAAUAUGAACAAAAAACCAAAUCAGUUACCCAUUGUUUUUUCAUCUUGCUAGAUCUUUCUCUUUAUUGAUUAAUUCGUCAACUGUUAAGAUGGAUCACUAACAUUACCUUUUCUUUUCGUACUGUUUGCAUUUGGUUACUUGUUGUCAACAUGAUUACCAAUAGUUAAUUGAUUAUCAAUAAAAUGCCAAGUAAUAUCUAUAUGUACACUAUAUAUAUUUUACCAACUAAUAUACUAACUAAUGAUAAAUACCUCUGACCAUAAUAUUACAAAGAAAAUUGAGUAAUUUUAUGCUAACGUUUGGUCUCUCCUAAGCUCUUUCAUUGUAUCAUCAAAUGAAUUCAUAUAAAGAUAUUUAUAUUUCUAGAAUGUACAUAUUCACUCUUGUAUGUAUUUGCUUAGUAAGUUCAUAUUGUUCAAUAUACUACAUAAGAUCAUUCAUUAACAAUAUCGCUUUUGUUGUUUUGGUUUGUUUUUUCUUUUGCAUUAUUACUCAUAUUACGCCCUUUCAGAUAUUACAUCAUAAUAAGUCUCUAUGAUUAUUAUUAUUAUUAUCUUACCUUAUUCUUCAAGCUGUUUUGUUUCUAUUAAUUUAUAUAGGGUUGAAUAACGAUUGAAUCGAUGAGAUUUACUCAUUGUCUAUUCAAUUCUUUUAUUUCCCUCUUUUUUUUAAUUUUGUGUUACAGUUUGUAAUCAUAUUUCUUUAACAUUUUGAUCACUUCUCAAGUUAUCAUUGUUACUCUCUCUCUUUCUCUCUUCCUCUCUCCCCAUUAAGUUUCACCAUUAUAUAACAAUUAAAUAUCAGCUAAUUUAUUGCUUAUUGUAUUUUAACAAGCUGAUUUGUUUAAAUAACCCGGUUACAAAUAAUUAGUUUUUAAAAAAAAUUAAAUAUUUAUUUAUUUUUUUACAAACAAUUUCAAUGAUAAAUAUAUAUAUGCUUCAAAGAAAACUUUUAUUGUUUGGUUAUCAUUUAUUGUUGAUUAUCGUAUAUUACAAUAAUAUGCAUAGAAAUAUAGAUUUACCGGGUCUAUUCAUUUAUGCUUUAUGUAGUGAAAGUAAUGGUUUGUUUGUUUGUUUUUAUCUUUUGGUUUCCAUCUUAGUUACUUCGCCUUUCCAUCUUUUGUUCACUUUCAUUUCUGUCUGUCUAUCUGCCUAUCUAUCUACCGAUUUAGGUAUUAUUAUAUCAGUGUGUAAAUGAUAGUUGUCAAGAUAAACGAUUGAUACAAAUCGUCUACAUUUUAUUACAAUCAAAUAUAUUCAUUACAAUUUAUUAUCUCUUUUCUUUCUUUCUUUUUUCUUUCUUUUUUUCUGCAAUUCUAAAGAUGGAAUGAAAGAAUGUUUUCUAUUUGUAUUAAAGAAUUAAUUUCAUAUAAACACUAUGCUGAAUGUACUCUUUGUUUGUUUUUCUGGUCUUAUAUAUUAUUAUACAUAUAUAUACACACUCACACACACACAUGCAAGUUUGUUUGUUUUUCUCCAUUUGAAUUACAAAUAAACUAUGUGAUAUGCAUAUAUAUGUAUUUUGUUUUCUCCUAUUUAUUCAUAGGUAUCUAUGCGCACAUAGGUUUGUUUCUUUUUUUGUGUGUGUGUUUACAGUUUGUUUGAUGAAAUGGUUUUCAUUCUCCCUUUUUUUCUACUUAAUGCUUAACAUUCUUGUUGUUUGUUAUUCAAUUAUAUUAUCAGAAAUAAAUGAUUUUAUCUUUGUAUUGUCUAUGUGCCGUUUCUUGUAUUGUUUAAUCUAUAUUAGUAAAUAUAGACUGUUUGAGUAAGACCCGAAAUU